AUGAACUUUAAAAUUCCUUCUAUUCAUAAACUUCAUACUGAUACUAAUUCCAAUAUAACUCAACCUCAUAGUGAUUUUAUGAAAAAAUAAGAUAUACAACCUUAGUAAAUAACUCCCUCAUAUUUAUUUGCUAAUCAUUCAUUUUAACCAACUCUUAAAAUAUUAGCUCCUCAAAGAGAAUCAAUUUUUGCUCAUAGAAAAGAAACCUUUAUAAAUUAAAGCUAUCGUGAUAUUUCUUAACGUGAUAUUUAUGGAAGCCUAUAAAAAUAUAAAAUAGAAAAACAAGAUGAUAGCCUAACUCAACUUCGAGGAAGAAAAAGGUCAAUAAAGCAGCAUUAAUCACCUUAUAAUAUAAAUUCAUAAUCACCAACAUCCAUUUAAAAUAUUGAGAGCCAAAAGAGAAUUCUUGAAUAUGUUAUGGAUGAUGUUAGGUUAAAUAAUAUUAAAUUAAAAAAGCUAGAGAAAUCUCCUCAAGGAUUAAACUGUCCUAUGCACAACUAUUAAUAUCUCAAAAAUAUGAAAUAACUCUAUCCUUUCUAGAUAGAAAAAUCUGUUAAAGAUUUAAUGAGGCCAUUCCAUUAAUAAAGAGAGAAUUUGUUAUCUCCAAUUUAAACAGAAAAAAGCUUAAUUUAUCCUUAAAGACCAUAAAUUUAAAGACCAAAAGAGUUUUUGAAUAAAUUAAAAAAUAGAUUAUUGAAAAGAAAAAAAACAAUUUUCUUGUAAUAAACAUAGAAUUAUGAAGAUCCAAUUUAAAGAAAGCUUAAACAUUUUUAAAAAAGUAUAUUUGAAAAUUAAUGUCUACAUACAAUAUAUAUUCGUCCUUCAGCAAUUAGAAUAUAAAAGUAUAGGAUUGAGGAUUCUAAUAAUGAAUCGAUUUUGAAAAAAUGCUUUAGUUUUAGAUGGUGGUGGUAAGAAGCAGAAGAAAAUGAUGAAGAAAUAUAGUUUUUAUGGGCAAGUUAAGUUUCAACCUCUUUCUUAAAUAAAUAAAGAUAAAGACACAUAAGCGAUAAAAUUGAAUUUUAACCUUUUGAAUAGAUUUUGAAAAUAUGUGAAGGUGUUGAAGAUUAAAUGAAAUUUGCAAUUGAAUAAAAACUUUGUUUAUUAUCUCCUUAUAUAAAAAUACAUAAUCAUAUAGAUGAAAUUAAUCCAUUAUGGACAAAGAAGAAUUUAAUUUUUAGAUUUUAAAAGUACUGUUCUAUAACAAAUUAAAAUUUCUGUGAUUUCAUUCCUUUUUCAAUAAUAGUAAAUAAUUUAGGAGAAGAAUCAUUUUAUGAAUUUAUUAGAAAUUAUAAAACUUCUACAGAAAUUUGGAUAGUUUUGAAAUGUUAGAAUGAAGGAGAAAUUUAGUUAUGUGAAAAUACAAAAAGUGUAUUUAACUUUAUUUAAAAAGAGUACUAAACUCCAAGUAGAAAGCAAUAAAGCUUUAUUGUCUAANCUAAUUUUUUAUAAUUUAUGAACUUUAAAAUUCCUUCUAUUCAUAAACUUCAUACUGAUACUAAUUCCAAUAUAACUCAACCUCAUAGUGAUUUUAUGAAAAAAUAAGAUAUACAACCUUAGUAAAUAACUCCCUCAUAUUUAUUUGCUAAUCAUUCAUUUUAACCAACUCUUAAAAUAUUAGCUCCUCAAAGAGAAUCAAUUUUUGCUCAUAGAAAAGAAACCUUUAUAAAUUAAAGCUAUCGUGAUAUUUCUUAACGUGAUAUUUAUGGAAGCCUAUAAAAAUAUAAAAUAGAAAAACAAGAUGAUAGCCUAACUCAACUUCGAGGAAGAAAAAGGUCAAUAAAGCAGCAUUAAUCACCUUAUAAUAUAAAUUCAUAAUCACCAACAUCCAUUUAAAAUAUUGAGAGCCAAAAGAGAAUUCUUGAAUAUGUUAUGGAUGAUGUUAGGUUAAAUAAUAUUAAAUUAAAAAAGCUAGAGAAAUCUCCUCAAGGAUUAAACUGUCCUAUGCACAACUAUUAAUAUCUCAAAAAUAUGAAAUAACUCUAUCCUUUCUAGAUAGAAAAAUCUGUUAAAGAUUUAAUGAGGCCAUUCCAUUAAUAAAGAGAGAAUUUGUUAUCUCCAAUUUAAACAGAAAAAAGCUUAAUUUAUCCUUAAAGACCAUAAAUUUAAAGACCAAAAGAGUUUUUGAAUAAAUUAAAAAAUAGAUUAUUGAAAAGAAAAAAAACAAUUUUCUUGUAAUAAACAUAGAAUUAUGAAGAUCCAAUUUAAAGAAAGCUUAAACAUUUUUAAAAAAGUAUAUUUGAAAAUUAAUGUCUACAUACAAUAUAUAUUCGUCCUUCAGCAAUUAGAAUAUAAAAGUAUAGGAUUGAGGAUUCUAAUAAUGAAUCGAUUUUGAAAAAAUGCUUUAGUUUUAGAUGGUGGUGGUAAGAAGCAGAAGAAAAUGAUGAAGAAAUAUAGUUUUUAUGGGCAAGUUAAGUUUCAACCUCUUUCUUAAAUAAAUAAAGAUAAAGACACAUAAGCGAUAAAAUUGAAUUUUAACCUUUUGAAUAGAUUUUGAAAAUAUGUGAAGGUGUUGAAGAUUAAAUGAAAUUUGCAAUUGAAUAAAAACUUUGUUUAUUAUCUCCUUAUAUAAAAAUACAUAAUCAUAUAGAUGAAAUUAAUCCAUUAUGGACAAAGAAGAAUUUAAUUUUUAGAUUUUAAAAGUACUGUUCUAUAACAAAUUAAAAUUUCUGUGAUUUCAUUCCUUUUUCAAUAAUAGUAAAUAAUUUAGGAGAAGAAUCAUUUUAUGAAUUUAUUAGAAAUUAUAAAACUUCUACAGAAAUUUGGAUAGUUUUGAAAUGUUAGAAUGAAGGAGAAAUUUAGUUAUGUGAAAAUACAAAAAGUGUAUUUAACUUUAUUUAAAAAGAGUACUAAACUCCAAGUAGAAAGCAAUAAAGCUUUAUUGUCUAAUAAUAUAUAAGAUCGUUUGUAUAUCAAUAAAUAAAAUUAGAUUUAUGUUAUUAUUUAUUGAUAACUCAAAUUAAUGGAAUAGUGAGAGGAUAUUUAUUUGAAUAAUUUUAUGGAGAAGAAUCAUAAAUAAGUUUUUCUCCUUUUGAAAAAUAGUCUAAAUCUAUUACUAAAUUAAAUCAAGAUUAUAAUUCAAAUAAGAUUUCAAUGAAAACCAUUAUAGAUUAUUUUGAUGAUUGUAGAGUUGAUUACGAAUAUAAAAUACUUCCUGAAAUAAAAAAUAUUUUAUGUGAAUAUAUUAGAUCAAUAUUUAUUCAAAUGCCAGUUAAAGAUCAUAAUUUUGAAGUAUUCAUUAAAUAAGACUUAGUUACUUUAAGUUAAAAUAAUGAUUGAUAAUCAAUAUAAACCAUGGUUAAUUGAUAUCAAACCUUCAAGAGAAUUUGAUUUAUGUUAAGAUUUUAUGAAAGAAUUUACUUAGUAGCUAUUUGAUAAUACAAUACAACUUUCAGUAGAUAUUUUGUUUCCUUCUCCAUCCAUAUGGCCAAAAGAAAAAAAAAAAUUAAUUGAUAUUUAUUCUGAAUAAAACGAUUUUGCUGUUGUUUUUGAUUCUAGAAUGGAUGGUUAAGGAUUAAAAUCAUUGUUUGAAGAAAAAUAAUAACCUGAAAGUCUUAAUGAUAAUGAUGAUGAAUUUUGA
This is a messenger RNA of Paramecium primaurelia, 3577 nucleotides long. The record is from the annotation of a GenBank genome assembly. NCBI's taxonomy places the organism in Eukaryota, Ciliophora, Oligohymenophorea, Peniculida, Parameciidae.